CAAUCACAUGGAUUUCCAUAGGGUGUGCUGUUGAUUACAGUUCUCAUUGUAACAACCCAUAGAAAGUUGGAAUAACUAUGCCACCCUCUGAAAAUGGAUCGUGUGCAAAAUGUUUCCUGGAGAACUUUGGAAAGGUGACGUGGUCUGUGAAUCAGUUCUAUCUUUUCCUGUAUUGAAAAAUGCACAGGGUUGAAAGCUGAGAUGCUGAAAAUCAAUGUAACUAUUUACAAACAAAAUUAAGAGAAUGCAAGGGUGUGCAGAAGAGGUUCUCAUGUGUCUUUGGCUUGAGAAUGAUCCCAUGUCAAGGCUUAUUGAUUCUUCUGUUUCUUGAAGCUGCCUUUGCCAGCCACUGUCCACACAACUGUACAUGCUCUCCACCAGGAAACAAUCCACUAAAACUGAACUGUAGCUUCAUGGGAAUGAUGGUGCUUCCACUUUUGCCGAGUCAAACACAAGAGUUGUACCUCCAGGGCAAUAAGCUAGCCACGAUACCCGCAGGAGCAUUUGACCAUCUUCAGGUAUUGAAGAUCAUCAAUCUAUCCAGGAAUCCAUGGCAUUGUGACUGUGGGAUUUUGUAUCUGAAACACUGGUUGGAAGACCAAGAGGGAACCUUAGCUUCUAAUGAUGUUAGGUGUUUCUCUCCUCCUGCACUUCACAAAAAAAUGAUAUCUGAGCUCAAGAGGAACGAACUGCAGUUUUGCUUCACUUCUCGUACACUUUGUUCGGAUUUCUUGUACAAUGAUGCAUUCAUCUUCUUUUUUAUUCUUAUUCUUUUUAUUAUCAGCUGUUUCUUGAUAACAAAAAGGACUACGUUUAAAGUGGAUGUUUAUGACAACACUGCCCCAGACCCAGGAAGACUGCCUGCUAUUUCUGAUCAACUGGAAAGAAGAACAGGAAAAAGAGUACCAAGCCAUUCAUCACUGCUUGUGACUACUGUGCAUUAGGUUUCAGAACAAAGAGAAAGGUCAAACAAAUUAUUUCUGUUUAUCAUUAAAAGUGAAACGGUCAACUGAAAAGCAUGACUAUUUAGAUUAUUCAUUUUAAAGAACAGAAACUCAUUAAGGAUAUCUACACAGACCAAAGACCAUAAUUUGCAGCUUCUAAGGUAAAAUUGAAACCAAAGAAUUAGUAUCUCAUUUUAAACAUACUUUUGAGUUUCAUAACAUGUUGGAAAUCAUCUGAUGAAAGCAUGUCCCAUAUUUUUGUGCUAUAAUUCAAGUCAAAGAUCAGGUGGCCAAUUAUGGCAUUUGAUUAAUAAAUCAGUAUACUGAAUUAUUUAGCAUCUAUUGACCUGGAUUCUGUCCUGGUUGUGGUCAUUUUCAUUUAAUCCAUAAACAGUUUUUGGCAAGCAGAAUUCAAAUGCUCCAGAUACUGAUUAGUAUAUGCCACAAUUAGAAAUUCUUUAAAGACUUUCUGUUUACACUAAUGCAGUGAGUAGUAUAUGUGAAGCUUCACUUGUAUGUGUAUCUAUCUAUGUUUCCUGCUGUUUUUGUUGUUGUUAAUAUAUCUAUCAACACCAAAAGCAGUUAGCAGCAGAUAUGAUUUCCUUCCAGGAUUCCAUGGGAAAACUUAUUAUCAAGUUCAAAGAAAUAUGUAUUGGUUGUAAAUGGUCUUUUUCUGAAUUCAAUUCAAGAUAAUUGUACUGACCUCAAAACCUCUAGCCUCUAGUUUGAGAAAAUACUCUCCAAAUUUAACACUUUGUACCAACCAAACAUGGGUGAGUUUCUGCCAGUUCUAACCUCUUCUAUAGAAGAGGUUCCACAAAUCUACCAUGCCAUUUAGA
Molecule: messenger RNA, 1783 nt
Organism: Thamnophis elegans (Western terrestrial garter snake)
Lineage: Eukaryota; Metazoa; Chordata; Lepidosauria; Squamata; Natricidae
Product: platelet glycoprotein IX-like
Exons: 3
Coding region: 291-944 (217 amino acids)
Source: RefSeq, a predicted model, not a curated record